Messenger RNA from Anopheles funestus (African malaria mosquito), 2906 nucleotides. Its product is annotated as retinaldehyde-binding protein 1-like. Gene Ontology annotation, cellular component: membrane. The coding region runs from base 796 to 1815 and encodes 339 amino acids. NCBI's taxonomy places the organism in Eukaryota, Metazoa, Arthropoda, Insecta, Diptera, Culicidae. The record is from RefSeq and is a predicted model, not a curated record. The transcript is spliced from 2 exons. Gene Ontology annotation, molecular function: phosphatidylinositol bisphosphate binding.
UGAAGGUACCAUUGAAGGUUUUCUGGAACAUCGAUUUUGAUUAAUUCCGAACGAAAGCUGUGAUUAUUUUUAAAGCUAUGCUUUAAUCGAGCAUCUUUACAUUUCUCUCGGUGUUUCAUUUCUUAAUAACUUUUUAACUUUUUCAAAACAUGAUCUACAUCAUCAGAUUGUGCGAAGAGCUUAUUCAAAAACAAACCAAAUUCGUUUUAAAAUGAAACCCACAACCAAAAGGUUGUAACUGAAGAGGUUUUUGGUAACGAUUUAAUGUGCUUCCUUAUGCGAUGCGAAAUAGCACUAUAAAGUAAGCAAGAGUAAUAAAAACAUUAUACGCUAACAAACAGCGGUUUGUGGUACGAAUAACCUUGAGAUCAAAUAACGACUUAGCUAAAAAAAGACAAACAAGAGUGGCAAACAAAUGAUCUUCCUUAAAACAAAGCUAUAAACAUGAGAUUAAUUUAAUUGCAUCUGAUAAACUACACCAGGCAGUCAAACGAAGCUUAGAUGUCAGGGUCUAUGAUGUCGCUGGCUGUAAGUUUCGCGAACCGGUUGGAAGCACAUCGACCACACGAGCGAACGAGAGAGACGAACCAGCGUUGAGUUCAAGUACACAUAUCAUUGGCGCUUUACCGACUCCGAGCGGCCAAAGCGAAAAGCGAACAAGAGGGGCUAAGCAAAAAUCAGCGAAGCAAUAAGCCUUUUUGUGUUUGUGCUUAGGCUGAUGCACCGUUGGUCCAUUAGAAAGUGAAAGCGAGUGCAGUGCAAUUGCAUCGACCGUGCAGCUAAUGCAAUGUCCGAAUGCUCUUUUUAGUCUUCAGUUUUCUAUUGGCUGCCAUCGUGAUGGCUUCUGCUACGAUCCACAUCAAGCAGCUGUCGGUGGACAAGUGUCCUUCUCAGUACGAGGCAAACGAUCUUGGUGUCACACUAUCGGAAAUGCACCGUGCGAUCGCACUACAGGAACUAGACGAAACGGAAGUGCGCCGGGAGGAGUCGUUGCGAUUGUUUCGCGAAUGGAUAGCUACCCAUCCGCACAUACGCAGAUGUCGCACGGACGCACUGUUUCUGUUACGUUUUCUGCGUGCCCGGGCGUACAAUUUGCAAGCGGCCCAGACCACUCUUGAGCGCUAUCUAACGAUGCGUCAGCUGUUUCGGAUAUGGUACGAAAAUCUGGAUCCAACCGAUCGUUACAUGCGUGAGUUGGUUGAGAAUGUGCAGGGCUGCCUGCCACUUGGUCUGGACGCUAGUGGACGUAUGGUGGCGCUGGUGAAAGUACGCAGCUAUGAUGUUACACGUUUCAAUUGCUACCAUCUGGGGCGACUGCAACACAUGCUGUUCGAGGCGUUCUUCGACGAUGUGGCGGUACAGAUUGCGGGCGGUGUCGCGAUCGUGGACUGUGAAGGUGCUACCAUGGGACACUUUGUAUGCUUCAAGCUUUCGGACAUCAGGAAUUUUAUGGACUGCCUUGCCCAUGCACUCCCGUUGCGUGUGAAAGAGGUGCACAUUGUACGUUUACCCCGCAUUGGUCAGGCCCUAGGGAAUUUGGUGUUAAGCUUCGCAGCCGAGGAACUACGUAAGCGUAUUUUUUUUCACGCUAGCAUGGAUGAGGUUUUGAAAUACGUCGAUCGGGACCUGCUGCCGAUAGAGUACGGAGGUAAGACGUGCCCAGAGGAAAUCACCAACAGCUUGAAACAGCGGUUAUCAAACAAACGUGACACGCUUCUGUUGCUUGAUCGUAUGGAGAUCGAUGUUGAGCCUUACGCACACCUUUGGCGUCAAACGGACGAAAGUGACGUGGAGUUCGGUAUGGAGAUUGACUAACCUGAGGAAAACCGUACAAACCUACUGUGCUACGUUAAUACUCUAGAGCAAAUGUAAACGUUAGCUGAGAUUGAUGGAAAGAUGAUCAGUUGCAUAAUUCAACAUGCUUUAAUAUACGGGAUACGUCAGUACUACAUCGAAUUAAUUACAGUAAGCCCUUCAUGCACGAGAUAUUAAUCACACAUAAUACAAGUGUAUGAUUGUAUCGCACACGAAUUGCGUAAUUUGCUUUGUUGUUACCGAUAACCCUAACCUAUCACACCCAUCCCACAUACGGUUGACGAACCCGGAACACUUUAAUCUCGACUUUUGUCCAGACAAGGAUUGAAAACAGUGGAGAGUUUUUUUCCCAAAACAAUUUUACCACGUAAGCCGGUGAAAUCAACACUGUAGGUGAGGUUAACAGCACUUUCAGCUCGUCUAUAAGAGAAUUAUAUUCUAUCACUUUUUGUUUUAUUUAUUCGAUUUCCAUCUAUGUAUGUGGUGUAUUAGCUUAGGUGCGCAAUAUUAUCAUACAAACAGAGAACACACGAUCACUUGCAAUUGAAUCUGUGCCCGAAAAACCUCCAUCUUCCAUGGAGACUGUCGUUGCUCUAGCAUCUGUGUACACAAACGUUAACAACAAGUUCUAUUUAGAUUUGACGUGCAAUUCUAGAGCUCUCUACACCAGAUAUAUUCGACUCUCCCUGCAUCGGAAUCCAGAUGAAUCCAGAUGUAAUAUUAUAAUCGCCGAACACUUUAAUUAGAUCUUUAACAAAUUUCUCCAGCGCCGUUUGCGUGUGGGAAUGUUUGGUGCAUAUGCAUGAAAAACGCACGCGAUCGCAUUGCGGUCAUAGAUUAUCUACCCAGAUCGAUUAAACCUUUCCCUUGAGGCGUAAUGCACAAACAGCAAGGGCCUACAAUGACCGUCGUUGCAAUGUCAGUGUCUCGUGGCCUAGACAACCGACCCAAUAGAACCCGUCCCCUGGGAGGACGUGUGAGUAAUAACAUUGAUCAUUCUCUCUUUAAAGCUUAAGCUGAGGCUCGAUCGUGCUCCAUCGUGUGCGUAUCGUCGUACUCAGCAGUAAUCUAAUAAAGUUUGUAGAAGCGAA